UAAACUGUGGGCAUGGUGGCGCUGCAUAAUAUUAUUCUCUCAACAAAAUCCUUCAAAUUAGCCCGAUUAUAUUCAUCGUUUUUUCCGAUCUGAAUCUCUAUUAGUUUCUUCAUCAGCUUCUGGAUCAUCACAAGCUAUAUCUUCCAGUUUGCAUAUAUAAUCAUAUGGCUCCUUCUCCUUCUCCUUCUCCUUCUUGUUCUUCUGUGUCGUCGUCUUCACCAGCCAUGGCUUUUGCAGUUGCUUCUGCUGUUUGUGUGUUCUUCAGUUGCUUCGUUUCUGUAUCACAAGCUCAAAACGCUACCACAGAUCCUUCUGAAGCGAGAACGUUGAAUUCAAUCUUCAACAAAUGGGAAAUAUCGGCGUCAGCAAGCGUAUGGAAUAUAAGCGGUGAACUAUGCAGCGGACGAGCUAUUGACAGCACUACCGCGGUCGAAGACUUCAAUCCAUUUAUCAAAUGCGACUGUUCCAAUGGCACUUGCCACAUUACUGCACUGAGGGUUUAUGCAUUGGAUGUUGUUGGGGAAAUCCCAGAAGAGCUAUGGACUCUGACUCACCUCACCAAUUUGAACCUCGGUCAGAAUUAUUUGACGGGUUCUCUACCUCCAGCCAUUGGAAAUCUCACUCGUAUGCAAUACAUGACCUUAGGCAUCAACUCCUUAUCAGGGGAGCUUCCCAAGGAAUUGGGAAAUCUUACUGAGUUAAUUGUAUUGGGUCUUGGAUCAAACAACUUCUCUGGGUCUAUCCCCUCUGAACUAGGGAAACUUGUGAAAUUGGAACAACUUUAUUUAGAUAGUUCGGGACUUAGUGGCCAGAUUCCUCCCACUUUUGCUAGUCUUAAAAACCUGGCGACAGUAUGGGCUUCAGACAUGGAACUCACGGGCAGGAUACCAGACUUCAUAGGAAGUUGGUCUAAGCUUAUAGUCUUGAGGUUCCAGGGGAAUUCUUUUGAAGGUCCAAUACCAUCAUCAUUUAGCAAUCUGACUUCUCUUUACAGAGUUGUGUGUGUCACUCACUUACUUGUAUGCAUUUCUGCGGAUUGA
Messenger RNA from Neltuma alba, 1040 nucleotides. RefSeq names its product probable LRR receptor-like serine/threonine-protein kinase At1g56130. The transcript is spliced from 9 exons. The coding region runs from base 165 to 1040 and encodes 291 amino acids. NCBI's taxonomy places the organism in Eukaryota, Viridiplantae, Streptophyta, Magnoliopsida, Fabales, Fabaceae. Gene Ontology annotation, molecular function: protein binding. Gene Ontology annotation, cellular component: plasma membrane. The record is from RefSeq and is a predicted model, not a curated record.